GCACAAGGCGGAGGCGGGGUAGGGCAGUUGAGCCACUGAGUGGGCGUACAGCCACAACGGCGACAUGAGCGCGGGGGUGGCGGCGGCCGGGCAGAGGCCCCCCAGUUCGGGGAUUCUGGGCUCCCGGGUCGCGUCGCUCCUGCGCCCGCGCCCGCCCUCCAUCCUCCACCCCGGACAGCCCGCCGCGCAGGUUGGGCUCAGCGAGGCGCAGAAGCGGGUGCUGGACCUGGAGAAGAGCCUGCAGUUCUUGCAGCAGCAGCACUCAGAGACACUGGUCAAGCUCCACGAGGAGAUCGAGCACCUCAAGCGGGAGAACAAGGAUCUCCAUUAUAAGCUAAUAAUGAAUCAGAAGCCAAAGAAAGCCAACUCUCAAGGAAGGGCCAGGCCCCAACUGAGCUCCUCCAAGAAGCAAGACCCGAAAGCUAACGUUCCCCAGAAGAUGGACUUGGAUGAGGAGACCCCGUUUGCUGCCCUGUUUCACAACAGCAAGCUGGACAAAGCCCCAGGGGUGCAGGAGCAGGCCAAUGCCUAUUCCAGAGAUGAAGACGUGGAGACCCCCAGUUCAGCAGCCACCUGGGUGGCAGGCAGCCAGCACAAGGGCAAGCAGCCCCCUGCCACGAACCUGCCCCUGCACCUGCGCAAGCCCGCCACACUUCAGCAGUGUGAGGUGGUCAUCCGCCAGCUAUGGAAUGCCAACUUCCUGCAGGCCCAAGAGUUGCAGCACCUCAAGGCCCUCCUGGAAAGGAACCAGAGGCCCAAGACUGCAUCUGAGGAGGCUGGACCCAGCUCUCCCAAGGACCAGAAGGCCCUUCACCAGGGAGCCAUGCAGCUCCCCAAGGUUCCUGCCAAGGGCAUCCCCAAGAAAUGCCUAAUUCUGAGCCCUAUGCCGGUGGCACAGCACUCCAUCCUGCCUGCGCUGAAGCAGACCCUGAAGAGUAACUUUGCUGAGCGGCAGAAAAGGCUGCAGGUGGUGCAGAGCCGGCGGCUGCACCGCUCUGUGCUCUGAAGUGGACGGCACGCAUCUGCGUCUGGGAGGUGGGUCGCGGCCAGGCCAAUGACCUACAGCUGGGGAUGCUAAGCCUCUCUAGAUAGCACUUCAAAAGAAUUUGGGCCAAGCGAAAUUCCAGAUAAGCAAAACUCAUGGCAGAUUCUCAGAACUGAGAAACUUUAUAUUCUUGCUCAGUAUUUUGCUAUUCUGCAUUUACACAAAAACAUGUUAUUAAAUAAGUAUUACCCUACCUGCUGAAGACUGGAAAUAAAGCUCGUUUAUUCACU
Messenger RNA from Suricata suricatta (meerkat), 1275 nucleotides. It is a transcript of the gene CCDC74B, whose product is annotated as coiled-coil domain containing 74B. Bases 65 to 1006 code for a protein of 313 amino acids. NCBI's taxonomy places the organism in Eukaryota, Metazoa, Chordata, Mammalia, Carnivora, Herpestidae. The transcript has 7 exons. The record is from RefSeq and is a predicted model, not a curated record.